ACCUUGGAAAAACGGGGGCUGCCCCGAAACCAGCUUGGGCCAUCAUAGCCGGUCAGGCUCUCUCUCUCUCUCUCUCUCUCUCUCUCUCUCUCUGUGCUUUUGAAACAACCUCCUCGAAAACCAGAUCUCUCCUCCGGUUUCAAUUUCCCACCACCGCGAAACCCUAGCUUUCGAUUCCGACUCGAGCCGAUCCGGACUGGUCACAAUGGGCGAUUUCAACCUCGCCCUGGUGAUCGUCGCCAUCGUCGUCUGCGUCGUGGUCUUCAUCUUCAACGUCUACCUCCUCGUCAACUUCCAGCACCCCGACGACGCCAACCAGGCCUACUUCCCCAAAUUUGUCGUCGUCCUCGGCCUCUCCGUCGCCGCCAUCUCCAUCCUCAUGCUGCCGGCCGACGUCGCCAACCGCCAGGCCUGCCAGCACGCGAUCUACAACGGCGCCUGCAACCUCACAUUGCCCAUGAAGACCCUCUGGCUCGCUAUAUACAUCCUUGACGCCGUCCUCGUCUUCUUCGUCAUUCCCUUCGCCAUGUUCUACUACGAAGGCGACCAGGACAAGAGUGUUGGCAAGCGGAUUAAAAGCGCGUUGUUGUGGGUGGUGACUACUGCUAUUGUCUGUGGUCUGGUGCUUGGGAUAUUAUAUGCGCUUGUUGGAAAGGUUGACUUCACUGUAAUGCAUCUCUCUUCUGGCACUACAAGCUUCCCCAGUACGUGGAGCUUCUCGAGCAGUCAACCAUGUAUUGGAAGUGGCACACAACAGUGUUCAGCAUAUUCCGCAAGUCCUUCAGCAGAGACGACGUGGACCAUGCGUGCUACCUUCCCAGAAUAUGUUGUUGCUCUUGCUACCAUCGUUGGAUCUGUUCUUUUCACUAUAUUUGGCGGUGUUGGCAUUGCUUGCCUACCAUUGGGACUUAUCUUUGCAUUCAUUCGGCGUCCAAAAGCUGUAAUCACUCGUUCACAGUAUAUUAAGGAAGCAACUGAACUAGGUAAGAAGGCAAGAGAAUUGAAGAAAGCAGCUGAUGCUCUUCGUCAGGAAGAAAAAGGUGGCUCAAAGGGAAGGAAGUGGCGGAAAAAUGUCAAGGCAGUAGAGAAGGAGCUACUUCUUCUGGAGGAAGAUGUGAAGAAUUUAGAAGAGAUGUACCCUCAAGGUGAAAAGGCCGAGACUGCGUGGGCUAUGACUGUGCUUGGCUACUUGGCCAAGUUUGUGUUGGGAAUUCUGGGGCUCAUUGUUUCAGUGGCAUGGGUUGCACAUAUAGUGAUAUAUCUAUUGAUCAACCCUCCACUUUCACCUUUCCUGAAUGAUGUUUUCAUCAAGUUGGAUGAUGUUUGGGGUCUUCUGGGUACGGCAGCAUUUGCAUUCUUCUGCUUCUACCUUUUGCUUGCCGUGAUUGCUGGGGAAACGAUGCUUGGCAUGAGAUUAGUUUUCAUUACAAUCCAUCCCAUGAAGUGGGGAGGCACUCUCAUGAACUCCUUUCUUUUUAAUGUGGGACUUAUUCUUCUUUGCUCCAUCAGUGUGAUUCAGUUCUGCGCCACAGCGUUCGCGUACUAUGCUCAAGCUACUGCGGCAGAGGAAAUAUUUGGUCACACAUUGCAAUCUCUUCGUGGAAUAAAAUAUUUAUACAAGUAUAAUGUGUUUCAAAUUGGAUUCAUUGCUCUGGCUGGACUGACCUUUGUGUAUUAUGCUGCCUUUGGAUGGAGAAGAAAAAAGCCUAGCGGCAGAUUCCAGCUUUCCACUUAAACAUAUAUUGCUGUGGGGUGGAUGCAUCUUACUGGAUCUUUUGGAAUCUUCUGUUGUACAAUUUUUUGUAUGGGUGAUUUUAAGACUGGUGCAUAUGGCCUAUCCUUGUGUAAUGGUGUUGUCUAGAGAAGUAGGUGGACAGAAUGCGAGGUAAAUUUGAUUCCGCCGAGAAAGUGCUGUGUUGAGCUCUGCUUUUGCUGCUUUUUCUUGUUUCCCCACCUUUUGUAUGUAUUAUUCCUUGUUUGAUUCACGUUGAGUUGGGUUUCUCAGAUAAUAUUUGUGGUAAGCGUGUGGAGUGUGUCGUCGAUGUAUUUAUAUGGCAAAUGAGAAUAAUGAUUUUUUUUUUUAAUCAUAGAAUGAUGAAUUUUUUAAGCAA
Molecule: messenger RNA, 2111 nt
Organism: Rhododendron vialii
Lineage: Eukaryota; Viridiplantae; Streptophyta; Magnoliopsida; Ericales; Ericaceae
Product: LIMR family protein At5g01460
Exons: 14
Coding region: 206-1735 (509 amino acids)
Source: RefSeq, a predicted model, not a curated record